Messenger RNA from Dioszegia hungarica, 822 nucleotides. RefSeq names its product Extradiol ring-cleavage dioxygenase, class III enzyme, subunit B. Lineage: Eukaryota; Fungi; Basidiomycota; Tremellomycetes; Tremellales; Bulleribasidiaceae. The record is from RefSeq and is a predicted model, not a curated record. The coding region runs from base 1 to 822 and encodes 273 amino acids. The transcript has 5 exons. Gene Ontology annotation, molecular function: oxidoreductase activity, acting on single donors with incorporation of molecular oxygen; ferrous iron binding; zinc ion binding.
AUGUCAGCUCCUGCGGUCUAUAAGCGGGGCGAGGUGUACUUUCUCUCACAUGGUGGUCCACCAAGCAUGUUCGAUACUCGCUCAGAACCGUACCAGGCCUGGAGGGCCUUUGGGCAGGCUGUCGAAGCUGCAAAGCCGAGGGGCCUCAUCGUCGUCUCUGCACACUGGGAGAAUCCAUCUGACACAGCCGGUGUACAAGUCAAUAAUGACCCAACAAACCCCCUCAUAUACGACUUCUAUGGCUUCCCAAAGCACUACUACCGUGAGACAUUCACCUCACAUGGUAGCGCCGAGAUGCUCGACGACGUGGUGUCGGCUCUCGGAGCUGGCAAGGUACCGGUCGAGCAGGUAUCUCGAGGGGCAGAUCAUGGCCUAUGGGUCCCGCUCAAAGUGGCCUUUAAUGGCAAGACAAGUAUCCCUAUCAUUCAGGUCUCGCUACCCGGAAACUCGAGCCCAGACUCGGCAGCCAAGCUCGGCAAGGCUCUUUCUGGCCUGAGAGGGAAGGGGUACACCAUCAUUGGGUCAGGGCAGAUCGUGCACAAUCUUCGCGAUGCCUUCAGCGGCGCCCCUACACCAUACACCGAGCCCUACCUGGCGGCGACCGACUCUGCUAUCCACUCUUCCUCACCUGUCAAAGCAGCACUCGGCUUGUUCAAGCACGAACACUACAAGCGCGCCCACCCGACUCCAGAACACCUGCUCCCGCUCCUCGUACCCGUCGCCGCGGCGGAUGAGAAGGACAAGGUGGAAGCUUUAUACGUUGGGGUAGACAAGAUGGGGCUGGGGUGGGGAAUGUGGCGCUGGGUUCCUCAAGAACAGUAG